CUAGAAGCGUCACCAUGCUCCAAUUACAGCCACGUGCCUUGUCCUAGUUCUAGCCCCGGACUUCCUCCCCCGCCCAUCUUGGCGAUCCAGCCUCCGCCAUAGCACCAGAUUGUCGUUGUCCAAAUUGGACUCAAACACCAGCCGCAAUUCCCAUCGUGUCCACAAGACCCCGCGUUUUCGUAGAGAUUCGACUCCACCGGAAUAUAGUCGCGUGAGGCAAUCGAGAUGGCGACCAGGGGAACACCGUCUUCUCAGACUGGGGAGUCCAGCACGUCGAGGCCUGUCGCGUGUCUGCAUUGCCGUCAGCGACGGUCGUACUGCUCGAAGGAGAGACCGAGUUGUUCAAGAUGUCGCGACGGUGGCAUGAAUUGUACCUACGAAGAAGCGCGGAAGAUCCUGGUCAAUGAAACGUAUUUGAGAGAACUUGAGAGAAAGGCGAGAGCCCACGAUGCGGCUUGUUCUCAGUCCCGAGAGCUAGGCAUGGGCAAAGCAAGAAAUUCGUUCGACGAUGACGAAGACGAUUUCGAGUAUGAACAUCCCUUGUUGGAACCCUUCACUCAACUCGGCGUCGACAAACCCUCCACGAGCUUCAAAGGGCCCGCCUCGUCCGAUCACUUUCUCCGCAGCGUGAGCAAACUUUCCGGCCUCCAUGACGAUGAUGGCAGUCUCGAUGCGAACCCCAAUUUCUACGAACCGGGAGCCUUGCCGUCUCGACGAGGAGUUUUCGGUAUGAAUAUACGACUACCGCCGUUGGACAUUGCACGCCGACUCUUCGCAGCCCAAUACACCUACAUCGGGACCAUCUUUGCCUUUACCGACCCAAAAGAGACAUUUGAUCAACACCUGCUCCAGGCAUACUGUGGACUCCCAGACCCUGAAGACAAAGACGGUUGUCUCAUUUAUGCAAAGGUCCUGGUGAUCCUUGCCUUUGGUCAGUUGUAUUCGGUAAACCAAUGGGUCGACUUUCGUGGACCUCCAGGCUUUGGAUACUUUACGAGCGCCUUGAACCUGCUUCCCGACGCGCACGAAGUGGGCUCAGUUCUUUGUGUAGAAACGCUGGCCCUCGCCGGUUAUUUCAUGCAAAACAUGAACCGCCGUGAUGCUGCCUUUCUGUACAUCGGAAUGGCGCUCCGCAUGGCCACUUCGCUCGGCCUUCACCAAGAGGUCGGCUUCAACACAUCCACGGGCCUGUCUCAGGGCCAAGACUCGGCGCAUGCAUUGGACAGCGCCGCCCGAGAGCAUCGUCGCCGAGUUUGGUGGUCUGUUUAUAGCCUCGAUCGCAUCCUGUCAGUGAAAUCCGGCAACCCCAUCACCAUCCAGGACGAGGACAUCGGCGUGGACCUACCAUCCAGGCUCCCCGGGGAUCCUGAAUAUUGCCCUGCCAUAGUACUGCGUCAUUACACCCAGCUGUCUCGCAUCCUUGGUGACAUCCACAUGACCAUCUAUCGAAAGGCCAGUAAAUCAACGCCGAAAUCCGGGAAGCGCCUGAUGGCAUCCGUCCAAGGCAUCAUCCUUACCCUGUCGAAAUGGAACCGCGAUCUUCCAGACGAGCUCCGGUUCGACCCUGUCAGAUUAAGCAUAAGUCGCGAAAGUGUCAGCACAUUUGCGCAUUACUAUCAGUGCAUCAACAUGACUGCCAGGCCAUUGUUAUUCCACGUCGUGCAGAAGCGGCUACAGCGGAUCCGAGACAGUAGGGACCCUGGGGUGAAGGAAUGGGAUUGGAGAGAAGGUCUAUCUCAGACGACUGUGAGAGUAAUAGACAUGUGUAUUGGAGCGGCACAAGACACCAUCAACAUGAUGAUCAUUGCAGCGCAACGAGAUCUCGUUGCGACCUACGGCUACAUGGAUGGAGAGCACAUCUUCUCCGCCGCCAUCGUCCUUGUCAUGGUCUGCGUUGCGUUCCCAACAAAUGCAGCCAAUACCGUGGCGAUGAACGCAGGGCUAGACUUGCUCCGGGGCAUGGGUGAGCGUGGAAAUACCAACAUGGGAGCCCGCUAUGAACUGCUUUCCAACUUGCGCUCCACGGCAAUGCCUGGCAUUGUUGUGCAUGCCGACCGCAUUCGGUCAUUCUCGAGCAACCUUUCAUCGGCAGACUCGGUGAUACACGACGGCACCAGCCACUCGCUUGUAGCCAUGCUACCAAUGAGCACCAGUAAUAGCCAGGGAAAUAUGGCAACCGUCGGGUACGCGUUGAGUGACGGUAAUGGAGAGAUGCUCACGUUUCCGGUGGUAGACAAUAGCUCUCUGGGCGAGCCGUUCUACGACGAAAACACAAGCCCAGGAAUUGACAUUGGUCUCUGGGAAGAAGGGUUCGCUGACCCGGCCAUGGAUGUGGAUUUUGACCUGACACAAUGGACCUCAACGGCAGGGAUGAGCGUCGUGGGAGAGACGAGGGCAUCUUGAAAUUUGCAACUAUUUCGUAAUUACCUGUAUCAUGUAUUUUUUGCUCUUAGAGAAUCGGCCUGGCUGUGAAUCGCGGGCGCGCUAGCGUAUACAAUUUACUUCGCU
Ilyonectria robusta is the source of this 2508-nucleotide messenger RNA. Its product is annotated as fungal-specific transcription factor. The record is from RefSeq and is a predicted model, not a curated record. NCBI's taxonomy places the organism in Eukaryota, Fungi, Ascomycota, Sordariomycetes, Hypocreales, Nectriaceae. The transcript is spliced from 6 exons. Gene Ontology annotation, biological process: regulation of DNA-templated transcription; DNA-templated transcription. The coding region runs from base 226 to 2403 and encodes 725 amino acids. Gene Ontology annotation, molecular function: zinc ion binding; DNA binding; DNA-binding transcription factor activity, RNA polymerase II-specific.